This is a messenger RNA of Telopea speciosissima, 428 nucleotides long. Its product is annotated as basic blue protein-like. Gene Ontology annotation, molecular function: electron transfer activity. The transcript has 3 exons. Lineage: Eukaryota; Viridiplantae; Streptophyta; Magnoliopsida; Proteales; Proteaceae. The record is from RefSeq and is a predicted model, not a curated record. Gene Ontology annotation, cellular component: plasma membrane. Bases 1 to 420 code for a protein of 139 amino acids.
AUGGCUUUGGCCACCCAGAGUCCAGCCAACAGUGCUUCGUACUCUGCUUCAUUGUUAGAUGCUGCGAAGGCAAACCGGAGAGCAUAUUGUAUUCGAAAUCCUUUGGGACUGUGUGAGAUUGCUCAUGCAAAAUCCUACGUGGUUGGAGAUAUGAAAGGUUGGACUUUUUUUGUUGACUCUUGGCCUAAAGGAAAGAGGUUCAGGGCUGGCGAUGUACUUGUUUUCAAGUACCUUCCAACGGCUCACAAUGUUGUGAAGGUGAAUCACUUGGGCUACCGGACUUGCACAGUUCCUAGAGGAUCCUAUAUUACAAGAACGGGAAAUGAUCAUAUCAGAUUAGUGAAGGGAAAUAACUACUUCAUUUGCAACUUGCCUGGGCAUUGUGUGAAUGCAAUGAGGAUUGCAGUUUAUGCAAGUUAAUUAAUUUU